AAAAAUUGAGAGUUUCCAUCUCUAGAGUUUUCUCUAUACUUGUGAGUUUGAGUGAAUGCGAGCUAGGCUGACUUAGUGCUCUAACGAGACUUGAGUGCUAAGUGCCGCACAACAAAGAGUUGGUCCGUGACAAGUGGUAUCAGAGCUAGGUCGUGACUCAUCAAGUGAGAAAGAACCUCGAUGAGAUGACUUAUGGAUCCGUUUAUGGUGACGAGCGUAUGAUCAAGGCCCAGAGGGACACGUCUCUAUUUCAUGACUUUGUGGAUAGGUGGGCCGAGUCAUUGAAGGAGACGUUGAGGACCAAGCUGGCUUGCGUGCACGAAGAGGUUGUGGGGCUCAAGGGGGAGAUGAGUCUCCUAAAGAGGCAUGCAAAGAGUUUGUUGCAUCCAUGGCACAACCUAGCAAUGUAUGGAGUUUUCAUGGCCAACAUAAGAGUUUGGUGCAUCCGGGGCAUAUGCUUUGCAAUCUAAGGAGCAAGAGGCAUCCGAAAGCGAUGUUGUGUCAUAAGAGUUUGGUGCGUAUGAAAACAAAAGUGUUAGGAGCUAUGAGAAACACUCCCUUAUGGACGAGAUCACAUGUGGUUACGGAGGUAAGCGAAGAUGGUUAGUUCCUUCACCUUGCUUCUUUUGUGAUGAGACACAUCGUGUGUGUGAUUGUGUGAUGAGGAGGGAUUUUUCCUCCAUGUUCAUAGCCAAUUAUUCGGCAAGUGAAGAGGAGGCUCCAAGUGUGGAGAGCCAGCCUCCCGAGUUGGACAGCCUAAAGGUGACGGGCUCAUCAAAGUGAGAGGAAGGAACUCUUUAUACCGAUUUGGGUCUAAGCUUCACAAAGGCGAGACUAUACAAAGGGAGGACGAAAUACUUGGUAUGGAACAAGGCUCAAAAAGAUCUUCUCAACACGAAUGCAGCGUUGAAGCUUGGCAUUCCGCACGAGAAGAAGAUAGGAAAGAGGCGGGUGGUGCCACUAAUUUGUCAUCCCUUAGUCAACCCCUUUAGCCUUGUGACUUCGAGGGUCGUUCUUAAGUUAUGAGCUUCUUCCUUGUGACCUUAAUGGUGUUAAUAGAACGAGCCCCAAUCCGUUCUUCGUGUCUAAACAUUAGUCGUCCUUGUGUCCCGGAACUCUCACUCUUGAGUUCCAUAGAGGUUUGUGUGCGGUUCUUGCUUGGAAUGAAAAAUGAAGUGUAGU
This is a messenger RNA of Linum trigynum, 1182 nucleotides long. The record is from the annotation of a GenBank genome assembly. Lineage: Eukaryota; Viridiplantae; Streptophyta; Magnoliopsida; Malpighiales; Linaceae.